Messenger RNA from Drosophila teissieri, 2368 nucleotides. RefSeq names its product modifier of mdg4-like. Gene Ontology annotation, biological process: regulation of transcription by RNA polymerase II. Bases 185 to 2008 code for a protein of 607 amino acids. The record is from RefSeq and is a predicted model, not a curated record. NCBI's taxonomy places the organism in Eukaryota, Metazoa, Arthropoda, Insecta, Diptera, Drosophilidae. Gene Ontology annotation, molecular function: protein binding; DNA binding. The transcript has 5 exons. Gene Ontology annotation, cellular component: nucleus.
GUAAUCCAGCCGCCUGGUAACACUUUUAAUUUUCACGUCGAAGAAAUCGGACGCGUUCUGCGCGUCGCCCGCGCGAGAAUAAAAGAAUUCCAAUUCUGUCAUUAAAUAGUUAUUUUAUUGGAAAAAUAUUUAACUAAGAGCCAACAAACUCAUAGAUACAGAAAAGUAUUGAUUUUCGUCCAAGAUGGCGGACGACGAGCAAUUCAGCUUGUGCUGGAACAACUUCAACACGAAUUUGUCGGCCGGCUUUCACGAGUCGCUAUGCCGCGGCGACCUGGUGGACGUCUCCCUGGCCGCCGAGGGCCAAAUAGUAAAGGCCCAUCGAUUGGUGUUAUCCGUCUGCUCGCCCUUCUUCCGCAAGAUGUUCACUCAGAUGCCGUCGAACACCCACGCUAUCGUAUUCCUGAACAACGUCAGCCACUCGGCGCUGAAGGACCUCAUCCAAUUCAUGUACUGCGGCGAGGUCAACGUGAAGCAGGACGCCCUGCCCGCGUUUAUAAGCACCGCGGAAUCGCUGCAAAUCAAGGGGCUAACGGAUAACGAUCCUGCGCCUCAGCCGCCGCAGGAAUCUAGCCCGCCGCCAGCAGCACCUCAUGUACAACAACAGCAAAUACCGGCUCAGCGGGUGCAGCGCCAGCAGCCGCGCGCAUCCGCCCGCUAUAAGAUCGAGACCGUGGACGACGGCCUGGGCGACGACAGCAAGGGGGGCACAACCCAGAUCGUUAUCCAGACCACGGCCGCACCCCAAGCCACCAUUGUACAACAGCAGCAGACGCAACAACAGCAGGCGGCGCAGCAGAUCCAAACGCAGCAGCUGCAGACGGGAACCACGACGACGGCAACGCUGGUGUCGACAAACAAACGCUCCGCCCAGCGCUCCUCACUGGCGUCCGCCUCCUCGAGCGGCGGCGUAAAGCGCUCUAAGACAAGCACCUCCGCAAAUGUGAUGGACCCUCUCGACUCGACCACGGAAACUGGAACCACGACAACUACCCAACUGGUGCCGCAACAGAUCACCGUACAAACAUCUGUGGUCUCUGCGGCAGAAACAAAGCUCCACCAGCAAUCGCCGCAGCAGGUUCGUCAACAGCAGGAGGAAGCCGAAUACAUUGAUCUCCCCAUGGAAUUACCCACGAAAUCUGAACCUGACUACUCUGAGGACCAUGGCGAUGCCGCCGGUGAUGGGGAGGGCACCUAUGUGGAGGACGAUACUUACGGAGACAUGCGCUACGACGACAGUUACUUCACGGAGAACGAGGAUGCGGGCAACCAGACUGCGGCAAAUACGAGCGGUGGCGGAGUGACGGCGACCACUUCCAAGGCAGUGGUUAAGCAACAAUCCCAGAACUACAGUGAAUCAUCGUUUGUCGACACCAGCGCGGAUCAGGGCAACACAGAGGCUCAAGUUAAGAUCAAAAUGGAGCCUUCACCGACGCCUGGCCAGUCAACGGAUGCUGCUGUGGCCGCCUUGGCCGUCACCUAUUUAAGCGACGAGGAAUCGUUCCGAAAACCCUUUACCCUGCCCAAGAUACUGGAUGGUAAGUUCUACAAGAACAUCCAGCCGAACCAGAAGACGCCAGGAGCUAUCCAGGCCACCUGCACAACAUGUCACGGACUAAUCUCCGGCACCACCAAGUCCACGGGAAACUUUCUCAGCCAUAUCAAGAGGCGGCACAAGGAGCUGCUGCCCCUGUGUCAACUUUACUGCCAGGCUAAGGCCAACGGCACUGUGCCUGCGGUUAAAAAUUCACCACCCAACCCUAAUGCUAUGGUCACCUCGGCGACGUCCAUUCCUGCAAUGGAGAUGAUGACCCAAGUUUCGCAGAUGCCUCCGCCAACAUAUGCCACAGCUCCCACCCACCUCGGCAUGCCGGUGACGGUACCUGUGCCCGUCUCCAUGUCAUUGGCGAUGCCCAUCUCUCUGCCACACGUGCAGACGCCGCAGAUGAUGGCACUGAUGCAACAGCACCAGGCCCACGGUGCCGUCUUUAUCAGCAAAGAUUACUAGCCCCGUCGGGUGUGGGCUCACUAAAUUCUGUGGUUUUAAUAAUCUGUUGAACUAAUGUCGAUGUAGAGUGUACCUAAGGUGAGCGAUUUUUAGUGGGCAAGGAGUCUGCAGAAUUUUAAGGACAACAUAUAGCUUGUUUGUCUAACGUAGUAGGAAUAACGACCUGUGUCAUAUGGUUUAAACUUCCGAAAUAUAGAAUAACAUCACGGUUGAAUUGAAAGCUACUAGAAAGUCCUUAAAAUAUUCCAAAGAUUGCAUACUGCAAAUCGACCCACCUAAACUUAAGCUAAGUGCAAAAUUUUAUAGGUUCUGAUUAGCUUAAGCAAUUUACAAACCAAAAUAAAGAUAAUAGAAACAUUU